ACCCUACAACACACACACACACACAUACAUCAGACAUCAUUUCACAUUCCAUCAGCUUCCUCAAAUCCAGCGAUCCCAUCGUAUAGCACAAGCAGCAGCAGCAUGAGAGCCAAGGCCAUGAAGGCUGCGACGGCGGCCUGCAUCCCGCGGCUUGUGCGUGGAGGCGGCUGCCGCGCGUCCACGGCACGCCCGUCGGCGUCGGUCGCGCUGCUCGAGCGCAUCCGCCACGUCGUCCUCCGCCUCAUCAUGCUCUCCGCCGUGUCAAGGGCCUCCGUGCAGCGAACCAGCAGCGGCAAGUCGUCCAAGGCCUCGUCGCCACGCGCCGCCAGCCGGCACUGCGACUCCGACGCGGCCGUCGCUGUGGCGUGCCGGCGGGAUGACUCCAUCCGGAACGAAGCCGUGGAAGACUGCAUCGAGUUCCUCAAGCGGUCCUCGGCCGAGGGCGACGCGGCCAAGCUCUCCAGCGUCACUGCCGUCGACGCGACGAAGCUGCCGGGAGCGACCGCUACCGACGACGCCCAGAUGUCGGCAGCAGGUGGUGAGGACAAGGCCUUCUUUGUCCUCAACGUCGACGCACGGCGUGAGCCCUAACAGGCGGCGGAUGUAGAGAGUCAUCGACCUAAGACAGGGGAAACUCUUAGAAAUUUGUUCAGUUUGUUUAAGGAAUUAUUUUUGUACCAUCGAUCUGUUUUCUUUUGUGAAUGCUUUCGCUUUUGAUCGCUUACAAAGUGCUUGACGACACAGCCAAGUGUAGUGGUUCAUCGGUGUGCGUUUCGUUAUUUUAUUUUUCGUCUCUUGAUGGGGUUUGAGCUGGAAAGGAGGGAGCAAAGGGACGGUGUAAAUUGUAAAUCUGUGCGUCAAGUCAACUGUUUCUCGCGUUUUGCGCGAA
Molecule: messenger RNA, 889 nt
Organism: Panicum virgatum (switchgrass)
Lineage: Eukaryota; Viridiplantae; Streptophyta; Magnoliopsida; Poales; Poaceae
Exons: 1
Coding region: 103-591 (162 amino acids)
Source: RefSeq, a predicted model, not a curated record